AUGGCCCGCCACCGCCGCAGCCGCUCCGUGCUGGCCGUGCUGGAAGACGACGAUCUCCUCUGGGAGAUACUCCUCCACCUCCGGUCGCAGCCGUCCUCCCUCCUGCGUACCUCCAUCGUUUGUAAGCGGUGGCGGCACCUCGCCGCUGAUCCUAGGUUCCUCCGCCAGUUCUAUCAGCAUCAUCGGAAGCCGCCCCUACUUGGCUUCUUCGAGUACCGCGAAGGCAUCAUCUUCACUCCAGUUCUGGACCCUCGCGACUGUAUCCAUCCCGUCCGCUUCGAACUUUUACGAUAUGACGGCUACCACGACGAUGACAGCGUGCUCCGCUUCCCCAUUGAGAACUAUGUGCUCGGGUGCCGCCACGGCCUUGUUCUCAUUGGAGACCAUUUCCGGAGAGAGGUCAUUGUGUGUGACCCCAUCACUGGCAAGCAGUGCCCUGUGGCCAUCCCUUUGGAGUUACAGAGGGAGUGGUACAACGGGGCCGUGCUAUGCGCUGCCCGCGAUCAGGGCCACAUACACGGCACAUGUCAUUCGAGCCCCUUUAAGGUGGUUUUGGUGCCCAUGUACAGAAAAUACGGAUCUAUUUAUGGCUCGCCCAUCGCCCGUGUUUAUUCCUCGGAGACUAACACAUGGAGUGGUCUCAUCUCUAUAGAGGCUUCACGUAAUAACUGUGUUUAUUUUGGUCCUAGCACCCUUGUUGGUAGUGUCCUUUACUGGCCUUCACACAAUUAG
Aegilops tauschii subsp. strangulata is the source of this 732-nucleotide messenger RNA. RefSeq lists its product as uncharacterized. Gene Ontology annotation, molecular function: protein binding. Lineage: Eukaryota; Viridiplantae; Streptophyta; Magnoliopsida; Poales; Poaceae. The record is from RefSeq and is a predicted model, not a curated record.